Molecule: messenger RNA, 440 nt
Organism: Schistocerca americana (American grasshopper)
Lineage: Eukaryota; Metazoa; Arthropoda; Insecta; Orthoptera; Acrididae
Product: turripeptide Ici9.2-like
Exons: 3
Coding region: 77-349 (90 amino acids)
Molecular function (GO): protein binding
Source: RefSeq, a predicted model, not a curated record
UAGUGGCUACCACGCCUGGCUGGCACAGCAACAGUCACAGUUGUCUAGCUGCUGCUUGGAUUCGUUACAGACAAGAAUGAAGUUACAAGUGACGUUAAUGUUGUUAGUAACUGCACAAAUGUGCUUUGCUUCUGCAGCAGAUGAGGACUGCGCUGCGGCGUCCGCCGCCAUGUGCUCGCAGCGCCGGCUGCAGUGUCCCUGCCCAGAGGUGUGCGCCGACGUCUACCUGCCGGUGUGCACGCGCUGCCAGGAUGGCCAGCAACACACCUUCCCCAACUGCUGUGCCUGGCACGCAGCGGUAUGCGCGCUGCAAGCGGACUGCGCCCUGGAGCACGAUGGCGAGUGCUGAUCAUUCGCAGCUACCCCGGCGGGCUGCUGACUGUAGUGGACACCUGAAUUACACGUCCAAAAAUAAAGGAAAACUAUAUCAUAUUGUAAAA